This is a messenger RNA of Malus domestica (apple), 2821 nucleotides long. Its product is annotated as alkaline/neutral invertase A, mitochondrial-like. The record is from RefSeq and is a predicted model, not a curated record. Gene Ontology annotation, cellular component: mitochondrion. Gene Ontology annotation, molecular function: sucrose alpha-glucosidase activity; endo-alpha-N-acetylgalactosaminidase activity. Gene Ontology annotation, biological process: sucrose catabolic process. Lineage: Eukaryota; Viridiplantae; Streptophyta; Magnoliopsida; Rosales; Rosaceae.
ACGAACACGCUCUCUCUCUUCACGCAUUCGAAUUCAUUCAAUCUCUUGGAGCAGAUCAACUGUAAGUAACGUAUACUUUCUGUUUUUCUUUUCUUUUCUUUUUUCUAAUAAUUUUAGCUUUAAAUUCUGAUAAUUUAUAUAAUCCAAGAAUUUCGUCGGAUCGAGCUCUGUUUUUCUGAAUUUUUUUCGAGAUUAACAGAGCCGUAAUUACCAAAAUACAACACAAAUUUCAGUUUUUGGUACUUAAUUUUUGGAUUUUAAGAAAAAAGGGGAAAAAAUUAGUGGAUUUUGUGAUCAGUGUAAAUAUAGAUAGAAUGAGUAGCAGCAAUUGUAUUGGAAUCUGUACCGUGAGCGUGAGGCCAUGUUGUAGAAUUAUCACAGGCUAUGGCUACAGAGGUUCUUCAAUUUUCGGUUCUGGGCAGCCGAAAUUGAAUAGAAAAGUUACUGGUAAUUUGUCCAAAUUGCGAUCCAGAAGUCACGAUCGUGGCUGUAGUUCCCAGACUGUAAGGUACAUACGUGUAAUUGAUCCGAAUCGGAGAGAUUUUAGUGGUUUCGAUUCGAAUUGGGGGCGGUCUAGGGUUUAUACGGAGAAUAGCCGUGUUGGUUGUAGGAGGGGUAGUAGUAGGAGAAGGGGUGUUUUAGUGAUACCGAAUGUAGCGUCGGAUAUUAGGAACCAUUCAACCUCGGUGGAGUCUCAGGUUAAAGGGAAGACCUCGUUCGAGAGUAUAUACAUUCAAGGUGGCUUGAAUGUGAAACCUUUAGUGGUUGAGCGGAUUGAGACGGAUUGUGGUGAUGUAGUUAAGGAAGAGGAGUCUAGGGUAGAGGUAAAUAGCUCAAAUGUGAAUGUAAAUGUAAAUGUAGGUAAUUCCAAGGGUUUGAAUGACAAUAAGGUUGAGAGAGAGCUGUCUGAUAUUGAAGAGGAGGCCUGGAGGUUACUUCGAGAUUCCGUUGUUAGUUACUGUGGGAAUCCGGUGGGAACUCUUGCUGCUACUGAUCCGGCUGACAAGACACCCCUCAAUUACGAUCAGGUCUUUAUUCGUGAUUUUGUCCCAUCGGCACUUGCUUUCUUGCUCAAUGGGGAUGCGGAGAUUGUCAAGAAUUUUCUGCUUCACACUUUGCAGUUACAGAGCUGGGAGAAGACAGUGGACUGCCACAGCCCUGGGCAAGGGUUGAUGCCGGCAAGCUUCAAAGUGAGGACUGUUCCUCUUGAUGCAAGCCCUGGAGAAUUUGAGGAAGUUUUAGAUCCUGAUUUUGGUGAAUCAGCCAUCGGCCGUGUAGCACCUGUUGAUUCAGGGUUGUGGUGGAUUAUCUUGUUGAGAGCUUAUGGAAAGAUCACGGGUGAUUAUGCAUUACAAGAAAGGGUGGAGUUCCAGACAGGCAUCAGGCUGAUUCUUAAUCUGUGUUUAAAAAAUAGAUUUGACAUGUUUCCAACCCUGUUGGUCACUGAUGGGUCCUGUAUGAUUGAUAGACGGAUGGGUAUUCAUGGACACCCUCUCGAAAUCCAAGCACUGUUUUAUUCAGCUUUAAGAUGCUCACGUGAAAUGCUCAUUGUCAAUGACGGAACAAAAGAUUUGGUGACUGCAGUGAAUAACCGACUUAGUGCACUCUCAUUUCACAUCAGAGAGUAUUAUUGGGCGGAUAUGAAGAAGAUCAAUGAGAUUUAUCGUUACAAGACAGAGGAAUAUUCCACAGAUGCCAUCAACAAGUUCAAUAUCUAUCCAGAUCAAAUUCCCUCUUGGUUAGUAGAUUGGAUUCCUGAGGAAGGUGGUUACCUCAUUGGCAAUCUGCAACCUGCUCAUAUGGAUUUUAGGUUCUUCACUCUUGGAAAUCUUUGGUCCAUUGUAUCAUCUCUGGGUACCCAAAAACAGAAUGAGGGUAUUUUGAAUUUGAUUGAGUCCAAAUGGGAUGAUUUCGUGGCUCAAAUGCCCCUUAAAAUUUGCUACCCCGCUCUGGAGUAUGAAGAAUGGCGAAUAACUACUGGUGGUGACCCAAAAAACACGCCUUGGUCAUAUCAUAAUGGUGGAUCUUGGCCAACCCUCCUAUGGCAGUUCACAUUGGCUUGCAUCAAGAUGGGGAGGACAGAAUUAGCGGAAAAGGCAGUUGCUUUGGCAGAAAAGAGGCUUUCUAUGGAUCACUGGCCCGAAUACUAUGACACAAAAAGUGGGAGAUUUGUAGGCAAGCAAUCCCGGCUUCACCAGACGUGGACAAUUGCUGGUUACCUAACCUCGAAGAUGCUUUUGGAGAACCCCGAGAAAGCGUCAUUGUUGUUUUGGGAGGAAGAUUAUGAACUUCUCGAGACUUGCGUUUGUGUUCUCAACAAAACUAGUCGGAAGAAGUGUUCACGCUUUGCAGCAAAAUCUCAGGUUGCGGUCUAGUGACAAGGAUAUAUUUAUGCUCGGUGCUUGUGGGCAACGCGGUGAACGUGGGUAACUAACAAAACCGUGGGUGAUGGUUCGGAGGUGACUUGGUCCAAAAUAAGGAUAGGCAUUGGAGUUUCUCUAACAGCCAGCAGGUGUAAAACUGCAUAUUCUUCUGUAAUUUCUAUCCGCACACCUAUUUUUACUUCAUACACCCCUUGUAAGUUUCUAUCCAGUGAUUCUCUUCAAUUCAUUCGAUCUAACAAUCGGAAAUUGAGAGGGGUGUGUGGAAAAUAAAAAGAGGUGUGUGGAUAGCAUAUACCCCAUUGAAGUACAGAUUGAUUUUAGGAGAGCCUUUUAGCUCAUGUCUCCUAUGUUUCUAUGGCUUAACAAUUUACAUGUAUCAUUGUACGAUGUGGAAAAUGUAAUAAAUUUGAACGGAGUUUAGCCAUUUACAUGAUUUA